Molecule: messenger RNA, 3258 nt
Organism: Pristis pectinata (smalltooth sawfish)
Lineage: Eukaryota; Metazoa; Chordata; Chondrichthyes; Rhinopristiformes; Pristidae
Exons: 11
Coding region: 29-1234 (401 amino acids)
Biological process (GO): cell division
Molecular function (GO): protein binding
Source: RefSeq, a predicted model, not a curated record
GGCAGGCUCACUGUGCUGGCUCCGGGGCAUGGACAUGGCAGGGGGCAGCAAGCGUAAGAAAAGGAGUAGAAAACGUCGCAGGAUGGCACAAGGUCUUGAAAUGGCUGGAUUAAAUGUUCGGCAGAGGAUGCAGCUAAAAAUGGAGAAAAAAAACAGGAAGAAAACAGAAGGCAAAUAUUCAGUUCAACAGUUGUUGGAAAAAGCUGAGGAGUGCAUGGACAACUUAAAUUUUGAACUGGCACAAAUAUUCUGUCAACGAGCUUUGGACAUGGAGCCCAACAAUUUGACUGUACUUGAUAUGAUGGGCAAUAUCUUUGCAGAACUUGGAAACUCCGAGAAAGCGAAAGAAGUAUUUCAAAAAGCUGUUGCUUUGAGCCCUGAUGAAGGUUACACUAAAUACAUGUACUUGGGUCAAAUCCAUUGUGGGCAAGAGGCAGUACAGUACUUCAACAAAGGCAUUGAACUUUUGAUUAAAGACUACCAAAGGCAGAAGGAGAUGGCCAUGCAGGCAGCAUCCUGUGACCCUGAUAAUGCUGAAGUGACUCCUCAGAAUAUCUCCACGGCUUUUUGUUCGUUGGCAGAGAUCUUCCUUACUGACCUCUGUUCAGAGGAAGAUGCUUCAAAUAAGUGCCAAGAAGCUUUGGGAAAUGCUUUGGCAUAUGAUUCGGAAAAUCCUGAAGCCUUGCAAUUGAUGGCUAGUUAUCUUUUCAGUACUGAACAGCAGCAGGAAGGCAAAGCGUACCUGAUGAAAAGCCUUAAGCAAUGGUUACCCAGUUUUCAGAGAGCAGAGUCAGAAGUAACACAUGACGUCAACGAUCUGGAUCCAUUGCAGAAUUUGUUACCUCCUUAUGAAUCCAGAAUAACUGCAGCAAAGCUGUUGAUUGAAGUUCAAGAGUAUGAGACUGCCAUUGAAGUACUCGAGGGACUUCUGGAUGAAGAUGAUGAAGUUGUGCAGGUUUGGUAUCUGCUGGGCUGGGUUUGUUACCUUCAAGCAGAGAAGCCCAAUGAGGAUGCACCUUUCAAGGACUCUGCCAGGACAUACCUAACAAAAACCAAAAAGCUUUAUAUGAAGGUCAAAUGUGAUGAUUCCUCCCUGCUGGAUCACACAGAACAGCUAUUGGAGGAGUUGGGGCCUGGUGAAGAGCUGGACUUGUCAGACAGUGAGAACCUUCCCAUUGAGAAUAUCGAGGAUGACUUUGUAGAAAGCAGUGAGGAUGAGGAAAUGCAACAGUAAUACUUCAAGUAACAUUUUCCUCAAAAAUGGGGAAUAAGAAAACACUUUUCUAAAGAAGUCACAUUUUAUGAGGGGGCUGAAGAAAGAUCUGGAGUCACCACCACAGUUUCACCUGUUGCUGUGGAUGAUGUUAUUCCUAGCACUGAACUUCAAACAAGGUAUCUGUACAUCUGACUUAAUUUGAGAAUAAAAAUGUUUAUUGCCUUAAGAAUUCACAAAUAAAAAUUCUGUGAAUAUUAAAACUCAAGGCACUCCAACAGUAUUCUUCAUAUAUUCUACUGCUGAUCCAGGCCAGGCUUUGGCCAGUGUUAGCACUGUGAUGUCACCAUUGUUACAUCUUAUACUUGUGUCAGCAAUGGAUUUUAGUUUGGUGCUGCAGAACCCAUUUAAAAUGAACAAUGUAAGUAUUCUGGAGCACUGUAUUCUUCCCUGUAAAAUUAUCUUAAAGAUGAUAACUUUGGGGGCAGAAUUUAGACAAAAACUCAAAUAUGGCAUCUGCAAUGAAACCAGAAAUUGUUGAAAAUAUGCUACGCCCAUAAAAAAUGGACUUUGACAGAGUUUGUGGUUAAAAGCGAGUCUCCACUCUGGUGACCAUUUUGUAGGACGCCUGCACUCUGUCCACAAUGGCCAUCUCCAGCUUCCAGUUGCAUGUCAUUUACUUCUCCUUCCUCCUUCCUGUCUGUUCUCAGCUUUCUUAAUUGCUAUAGAGAGAUCAAACGCAAAUUGGAAGAAUAACAUCUCUUAUUCUGCUUGGGUAACUUACAACACAAUUGUAUUAAUAUUCAAUUUUCCAUUUAUAGGUAACCCACACAAUCAGUGUUCUCCUCCCACACACACUGGACUGUCCACCUAAUUUUCUUCUCCCAUUGUUCAUUCAUCCCAUUAUUGCCCUCUCCCCACCUGGUUCCGUCUGCCCAUAAUCCCCUAUCCAUCUGGUGCCACCUAUCACCUGCCAGCCUUGUGUCCCACCCCCCUACGUACGGCUAUAUACUGAAAAUCUUUCAAUAGAGACUCAAGAGACUGCAAAUGCUGGAAUCUGGAGCAUCAAACAAUCUGCUGGAGGAACUCAGCGGCUGGACAGCAUCUGUGGGAGGAAAGAAAUUGUUAAUGUUUCGGGUCGAAACUCUGCAUCAGGACCAAAUUCCUUGACCCACUGGGUUCUUCCAGUGUUUUGUUUCUCUUCUAAGUUCCAGUAUCUGCAGUCUCUUUUGUCUUCAAUCUCUCUCCGCCCGGAUUGUUUAACUUGCCCUAUCCUCUUUCAAUCUUGAUGGACUUGCUUGGUUACUUAAGCAUUUGUUCAUUCCUUGGCCACAAAGAAGUUUUUGGUUAAACUCCUAUUAUAAUUUCUCAAAUAAAAUCAAACAAUAAUAAAAUAACAUGAGACAGAACAGCGUUCAUAAAUAAAAAUUCAUAGACUGCUUUUUAAUUAGGCACAAUCAUAUAAGAAUGAAUGUCAAAUUAUUAUCUUUUGAAUAAAAUCUUAAGUUAUGUACAGGGCUCUUUCAUAGUGGUAUUAUUCCACUCACUGUUUUGAAUAUAAUAAAAAUUAUUAGUUUUGAUUUAUUGGGUCUGCAAUCUUUAAAAGUUUGCAAUUUAAGAAAUUCAGAGUUGGAUUCAUAAGCUGAAUCCUUAGAUCAUAAAAUUAAAUAAAUCAUUUGUUCAUUUGUAUUUUCUCCUGUAAUAAAAAUCACUCUGACAAGUCUCAGGUUGAAUUACAUUUGUGUUUAUCAUUGAUGACUAAAUAUUUGAAGACUGUAGAUUGUAAGGUGAUAUGGUGUAAAUUACAUUUAUAUAUCAGCCUUUGUGGAAAGAAAUAAUGUUCAUCAUCACAUAAUAACAUUGGGACUACCAAUUAAGUGUAUUAUGUUUGCCUAAAUAUCAUUCUCAUUAAGUAAUAUACCUAAAUGAAAACUAAUCUGUUUGAAACCUAGAAUUUAUUUUGAUUAUCCUCAUUUAACAUGCUGGUAAAAAUACUUAACAAGUAAUUUUUGAAGAUGAGAAGUACUGAGGCAGAAGUUAACUGA